This is a messenger RNA of Myxocyprinus asiaticus (Chinese sucker), 3259 nucleotides long. Its product is annotated as claudin-10-like. Lineage: Eukaryota; Metazoa; Chordata; Actinopteri; Cypriniformes; Catostomidae. The record is from RefSeq and is a predicted model, not a curated record. The coding region runs from base 245 to 1180 and encodes 311 amino acids. The transcript has 5 exons. Gene Ontology annotation, cellular component: bicellular tight junction; plasma membrane. Gene Ontology annotation, molecular function: structural molecule activity. Gene Ontology annotation, biological process: cell adhesion; bicellular tight junction assembly.
UGGCCGGUCCCAUGUGUGGCUUGUAGAACAGUUUAAGAAAUUCUUAGAGGAAACAGUUUAAUGGAUCAAGAACUGCAAAGGCAGGAAAGCCAGAGAAAGAGAAAUGCUUGGAGUCUAAGUUUAGAGAAAAACAAAAGACAAACAGAAAAAGACAACAGAAAGUGAGAGGAACAUCAACCACAUAUACUGGUAAAUAGACAGCUGGGCAGAUUUGGUGCAGACAAAGAUCUGAUCCAGAGAAAGGAUGAAGAUUCGUGUUAUGCAGAUCUGGGGCUUCCUGAUGACUGUGUUGGGCUGGAUCUUUGUUGCUUGCUCUAUGGCCAUGGAGGGCUGGAAGGUCACCUCCAUCGGAGGGCAAGGGGGAAACGCCAUCAUCAGAGCGGCCUGGUACUGGUCCAGUCUGUGGAGAGCCUGCUUCACAGACUCUACUAACACUUCCAACUGCUACGACUUCCCAGUGCUCUGGUCUGUGGAAGGUCACCUCCAGAUUGUGCGGGCUUUGCUGAUGUCUGGGAUGGCUAUCGGAGUGCUGGGGUUCAUCCUGAGUCUUGUGGGAAUGGAAUGCACUUAUAUUGGAGGCAAAGACAAAGAAAAGAACCGAUCUGUGUUCAUAGGAGGCUUCUGUCAUGUGAUCAGUGGUAUUUUGGCUGCCUCUGGUUAUGCGGUAUAUGCUCAUUACGUCUCUGCAGAGUUCUUCAACCCCAGAUUUGAUGGAUUGAAAUUUGACUUGGGAACGCCACUGUUCCUUGGAUGGACAGGAUGUGCUUUUCAGAUCACUGGUGGGGUUUUUUUCCUUGUUUCAGUUUGCAAGAUCUGGUCUCAGGUAUACAACAGUGCACCGACUCUCAUCAUUCCAGGCGAGGAGGGCAAAGUCUUACAUUCCUCCCACACAAAUCUUUCAAUGGUCUCUGAGCUCUUCUCAAAAUCCAAAGUAUCAGCAAUAUCUGAGCUUUCUUCAAAAUCUGAAUCAUCAGAUGUGCCAAAUGUUCCAUCCAAGAACAGACGUAUCUCUAGAACUGGACGUUCCUCAAGAUCCAAACGCACUGGCAAAUCAAGAAGCUCUGAGAAAUCGAUGCACUCUUCAUGGUCUUCAAGUUUGAGCAGAUCAGAUUUAAACAGCAGGAAAGUGUCUUCUCCUGGAGCCACUACACAUCCCUUUAUCAAGAACUCCUACCUAUGAAACAUAGUAUUGACCUCUGAAUCUGGAAACACACACAGUGAUUCCAUUAAAUGAAUUGUAAUUCAACAAAAGCAGUGAUGUUAGGAUUAACAGAUCACCCCCUUGUGGACAAAAACCGUAUGCUGGAUUCAUGCUUUAAAAUUAGCUUGCUAACUUGAUGUUUAAAAUAAUAAAUAAUUUGCAGUUAUGACAUUGCUUCAGAGCCUUUGCAAAUGGGCACAAUGGUUAUAACAGUGGUUCUCUACUGGUGGGAUCUGAUAGAUUCAUGAACAGCUGAGGAAAACGAUGCUAAAUGCUAACAAUAAAAUGCAACUAACCAUAUAAUCAUGCAGCAGAAUAAACAGGCUUGUCAACUUUUAAAAAGGAGAGGAAAAUCUUUACAUUUCUUUUGAUGUUGACGUCAAAGACUAAACAUCAAAUCAAGUUCAAAUCAAAAAUAUUUUAAUGUAAAUUCAUCUUUAGCUGGGUAAUAUGGCUAAUCAUAAUACAUUUUGAUUGUUUUUUAUGUUAGGUUGGUAAAUCUCACUUCUGGUGUUGUUUAUGAUAGUCAGUUUUCCUAUUUAGCUUAUGUCAUUUUAAUAAUGUUGCAUAUAGUUGUGCCUUAUUGCCAUGCAUGGCAAUAUUAAUAAAUUCCAAUGUAUGAUUUUAAGGAUAUUAUGUUAACUUUUGUACAAUAAGUAAAUCUGGUAUUGUGUUGGAUUACCACUGGUGUUAAAUUAAAAAUUCCCUUUGGUUAACUUGAACUUACUUCAGGGUAUAUGGAAAAUGUCAAAUGGUUUGUCUAGGAAUUCCCAGGGACUGAUCAGAUGCACAGCUUGAAUGCACUAUAAGUCGCUUUGAAUAAAUCCAUCUACCCAAAUGCAUAAAUCUAAAUGUACCAGUGAUUAUUAUGGGAUAUCAAAAACUUAUGGAUUUUGAGAGUCUGGCUUUGACAUUGACCCUGAUAGCACACGUACAUUCCCCAGAAAUCUGUGUGUGCAUUUACAUCUGGAAGACAUAUUUUUUUAGGUUGUUUGCUUAUCUGCAAUACAUCUAUAAGACGUUUCCUUUUGGAUGUAAUUAAGACCUUCAGCAGACGUCUUUGAGACAUGUAUAAUUUAGAAUGUUUUCAGAAUGCAUAUGUGGUGAGCAGGGCGGAGCCGAGCAGCGUCUGGGCAGAGCAAGGCCGGCGAAUGACUUUCACCUGCGUGCCACACUGGUCUCGCGUUCCAGCGAGGGGUGGCGGGAGUACUUAAGGAAAAGAGAUAGCAGCAGAUGGGAGAUAGAGAUGCGUGAAGCUGUUUGUGUGUAGUGUGUUGAGCUGAAAAGCCAACAGAGUUUAUGUGUAGUGAAGCUGAAAAGGAAACCUUUUGUGUACUGCUGAAAAGCGGCCUUUUUGUGUGCGACUGAAAAGUGCAACAAUAAAUGUCUAUGUGAUUUGUCAAGCCAGCCCCAGCAUCCUCCAUUCAAGGAACUGUUACAGCGAUGCUUUCCAGAUUAAAUACUCUUAAACAGACAUCUUGAAGAUGUACGUGUCCUCUCUGUGGAAGAAUAUAUUAUGCAUGAUUUUAUUCUAUGUUUUUUGUGAUUGAGGUAAAAAAGUAACAAAAGAUAACCAUAAAGGCAUUGCUGACAUCAGAAAGUUUAAUCACAGAACGUAACCAAAAAACGGGAACAAAGUCCAUUUCAAUUGUUCCACUGUGAAAAUGUUAUUUUUAAAUGCUGGUAACCGGUUAAUUUUGUUCAGAUAUUUUUUUUUUUUUCAUGAAACCAAAGACCAAAGGGUUUAUCACAGUUUGCCACUUCCUGUUGCCUGAAAAAAAUUAAAGCUUCUCUCUUUUAAGUAGAACAUGAGAAUGUGCUUUGAUUCUGAAGGAAACUGCAGCGUCACACACUUCUUUGCUUUAACUGAACGAUGUGGAUGAAGAUAGAUGUAUGAUGCAUUAAUACCAAUUUAAUGCUGAUAGGUUUUGACUGAGAAGCAGAUCUUAUUUCGUUCCAACAGAAUAAUUAAAAACAUUUUGUUUUUAGUCCCUGAUUAUGAUACUGUAUACAGUAGGAUGUGCAUCAUAUUUCACACUUUGAUUUUGUGUUUCUUUA